Molecule: messenger RNA, 5121 nt
Organism: Sphaerodactylus townsendi
Lineage: Eukaryota; Metazoa; Chordata; Lepidosauria; Squamata; Sphaerodactylidae
Gene: GTF2A1
Product: general transcription factor IIA subunit 1
Exons: 4
Coding region: 246-707 (153 amino acids)
Biological process (GO): transcription initiation at RNA polymerase II promoter; transcription by RNA polymerase II
Cellular component (GO): transcription factor TFIIA complex
Source: RefSeq, a predicted model, not a curated record
ACGCGGGCAGAGCGGGCGGCUGGCGGCUGCAGCCCGAGGGCCGCCGUGGGAGGCCAGGCCGUGGGGGAGGGCGGCUGACGCGCUUUCCCCUCAGCCGCUAGGCACCGAGGGGGGCGGGAAGCCCGUGAGGCGAGGCCGGGGACGGAGGGAAAGGGGCUAGGAAGGGAGCGCGGCCGUUGUUUGGGGGGGUGUCGCCGCCGCCCGCUCCGAGGGGAGACUGUCCUGCCCGGGGGGUGGCGCGGGACAUGGCGAACUCGACUAAUACAAACCCCGUGCCUAAACUAUAUAGGUCUGUGAUAGAAGAUGUUAUCAAUGAUGUCCGAGAAGUCUUUCUGGAUGAGGGUGUUGAUGAGCAAGUCCUUGUGGAACUGAAAACGCUUUGGGAGAACAAACUGCUUCAGUCUAAAGCUGUAGAUGGAUUUCAUUCAGAAGAACAGCAACUUUUGUUGCAAGUGCAGCAACAACAGCAGCAGCAACAACAACAGCAUCAUCCUCAUCACCAUCACCCGCAACCACAGCCACAACAGACAGUGCAGCAGCAGUCCCAGACACAGCAAGUUCUUAUUCCUGCAACACAGCAAGGUACAAACACAUAUUUUAUUCACAGAAGUAAGAACAAGUGGAAGUUUCACCUCAAAGACGGCAUCAUGAAUCUUAAUGGAAGAGAUUAUGUAUUUUCCAAAGCCAUUGGAGAUGCAGAAUGGUGAAGGUUUCUCAUACAAACUCAGAGCAAAAUGAAAAAGCAGAAAAGGUUAAGACUCAGACAUACAAUUUCAGCAGGAAUGUAUUUCUGCACACCAGAGAAGAACAGUAGAACCGAGACUACUAGAACAAAGAAAUAGCAUGGCAAUUUAGACACUGCUUCAAAUGGGAAAACUGAGGCAUUGGUGCAGCUAGCUAUGCCUGAAUGCCGGUUUUGUAUGAAUACCUUAAUUAACCACUUCUACCUAUAGAUAAAGGUAACUAGCAUGUGAGGCUUAAUCUCCCUUUCCACUGACUUGAAGGAACUCUUCUUUUACGAUAAUAUGGAAAAAGCUUAGCGUGUCUUUGUGUAAACUGUGCUGAACCAUUCCAUCUGGGAGUGGAGUUGGUGAGAAUCUUGGUUAAACUGUGUGCAGGCUUCUAACCAAAUGGUAAGAACAGAAACAUUGAGUUCUAAUUACCUUGUAUGAGUAAACUAUUUUUAAAUCUCUUGUGCUGGGCCAUGCAUAACUUUACAGUUUUAGGCCUUUUAUAUAAAACUUUGAUCCCAGUACCAAAAAAAUGUCAUUUGUAUUUAAAGGCAAUUUAAUAAUUCUCAGUGUGUUGAUAAUUCAGAAGGAUGUUGUGCUUUUAAGGACCUGCAGAUGGCAACUGAGAGUCAGAUAACUGUCUCCUUGCUCUGGCAAAAGGGUUCUCUCGAGAAAAGCUGCACAAAGUGGGUCUGUGUACUGAAGAUUAGUUGAGAGUCUUUUUAAAAAAGAAUUCCUCCUGUUAAUUUGACAUAUUCCCAUUGCCAAGUGAAGGUGUGCUGCUGGGGACAAGCUCCAGGUGACUCUGCACUUUGGAAGAGGGCGUGCAGUAUUGAAAGAGCUUCCAGUUUCCUUUGACUAGUUUUUUUGCGUGGGGAGGGAAUUAUAAUUACUUGGUGAAUACAAUCACACUAGCUCUAACAAUUCUAUAAGUAAUUACUGCAAUAAAUAGCAAGACAUUGUUGGAAGGCUCUGUGACAAUGGGAAUGGGUCUUUGGAAAUCAGAUUUUCAAAAAUACAGGAUUUCUAUUGGGAUGGGGCUGAAAUUCAGCCAUGAUUGAGGAAGACGUGCUCUUCCGGGUGAUUUACCAUUACCAGGUAGAUCAAUAGUGUGCACAGAAGUUGUCUGAAAAGCAGUGAAGAGAGGCCAGGAAGAGCGAGCUAACAAAUGGGGAGUGACCAUGAAUCCUCCUAUCUAAUUUCGAAUAUUUCUGUUCUUGUGGCAAAUGUAACUUUUAACUAUUUUUACUAAAGAAAAUUGUCAGUAUGUUUAGUCAGCACUAGUUCUAUUCGUUGUCUCCCAAACUCUCUUCUUUGCAUUUCAAUUUUGAUUUUGAGUGCAUUGGUUAUUUCUGCUUGCAGGAAAUCCAUUGUACAGUGCAAUGAGCAAUUAGGUUUUUUUAUGCCCAGGGUAUUGCUAAAGCUGGCCAAAUCUGUAUAUUCUGCUGUAUAAUGACAUAUGUAAAACAUCUGAAUUUUUAUACCAUGUAAACAUCAUUGGGUUUUUGUUUUCUGGUUAUCUUCACCACCUGCUGAAACUGCAGUUCUCUUUAGCUGCAGUUUUUGCUCAGGACUUGAAGAUGUAUUUGUGCAUAAAUAGCUUGUUCCCACUGGGUAAAAGCAAGGUAGAUUUUUGAAGAAAUCAUACCACUAUGAAACAUGCGAACAUUAUGUGAUUAUAUUGAAACUAAUUUUCCCUUGCACCCUUCUGUGUUUCAUGGCCUGUUCACAGUAUACUGUAGCCUUUAAGUUUGACAGCACAGGCUUAAAACCAGUCCCUUAACACCACACUGUGAAACCCAACUACAUUGCAGUUUACUGUUUGUUACUGGAACCCAGAUACUGUACAAAUGUGUUAACAUUGUGUACAUCGUGGGCACUAAAUAGCUGCUUGUCUCUAGCCUUUUUAUUUUAUUUUAAAGGAUACUACAGCUUUAAAAGUGAGUUACAGAUAGGUCUAUAUGGAGCAGGCAUAGUGUCUUGCAAAUUACCUAUGGGUUGAUGAGGGUGUUUUAACAGGAGGACCUGUGAAAGAAAGAGAAAGCCAGUCAAACCUACCAAACCUGUGCUCUUACUUGCUUCAUCAAGUGUUCCUUUUUAAAUCAAAAGGCAUGUUUAAAUUUCAUUUUAUUGUAGCAGCUUGCUGUAAGAAUGUAGUUUGCUUACACUUAUUAUUGUACUUGAAUUUUAAUCAUGGUUUUAACAUUGUAAUUGAACAGACAAUUUUGUUAGGCUUCCAUUAAAUCAUCAUUCCUUUUGUGAGGGCAGGGGAUUCCCAUGACUAGUCCUUAAGCUUUACUUAGAUCAUUUUGUUUUGCUUAGGUCCACAAUUUGUUUAAAUUGAAAUACUGAUCAGUUAUCUCUACUUCUGAAGCAAUUAAUGGUUUGCAAGAAGGGCUUAUGUUUAGAUUUGCACAGAUAACAGGAGCACCUUUUAACUUUUAAGAUGUAUGUGUGGGGGAAAAUGGAAUGGCUUUAAUCAAGCUAAUGGAGAUUUACAGAGUAAUUGCACAAAGGUGAUUGCCUUUGCAAUCGUCAAAUAUUCCUGUUUAUGUAGACAUGACAUUCUAGGCCCAUUGGUUUCCUUUGGCAGUGGACUUCCUACAGAAUUUCAGCUGUAACUAAACAUUUUGAGGAUGUCAUUGGCUUUCUGUAUGUGCAAUCAUUUGAAGCAUCUAUAGUAAAAGUUCUCUUUUAAGGAAGGUUUUUAGCGAUACUGUCACAAAGAACUUUAUAUUGGACUAUUUAAAUUUAAUGUGUCAAAUGUUUCCCCCAACUGUUCAGUGGCAAAGAAAAUUUCUGUCUCCCUUGCAACUAUUCACAACCUGUUUUUGUCAUCAGUUGUUUCCCUGAAAAUGAAUCAUGAUUUCACAAAAAACAAAUAUUGUGGCUACCUGAUUUCUCAAGGGGAUGAAACUUGUGAUUGAAGCACAGUUGCUGGAAAAAACAAAGAACAUGCAACAUGUGAUAUAGCCAGACUUGUAGAAAUGUUGUCUUUAAUUUUAAAUAGUGUUAGCACCUCUGUGUUCAUUUCAUGCCUAUCUACAUCAAACAGCAAUAAUGUCCCCAUCAAAUUACUGUUGGGUCAAACUCUGAAGUUCCAAUGUGGGGGGGGGGGGUAGUCUUUUUUAUUUGUUCAUGCUGAAACUCCUGCUUGAAAAUUCUCUUUUGGUUUGGUUUUGCAAAAUUCAGAAAGAAAAAUAGCAAUUCAGGACAUAGUGUUGAAGUACGGCUGCCCUGCCUUAAACCAGAACUGCAUGAGAUGCUGGAUGUUCUGUGAAUAGAGCUCCCAGCUUUUUUUUUCCCUAUUAAACAAAUAAUCAAUCAGGCAUUGGAAAUAGUUCUCAUCAGCACCAUGAAGCUUCCCUUUGAACUCCCCAGGACCAUUUUAGAUAGGGAAAAUAGCAUGAUGGAGGAGGGCAUGAACCCAUUUCCCCUCCACAGCUCCAAUUAGAAUUGGACCCACACAUACCUAUUUUACCCGGCUUAAGGGGGGCUGAACACUGGCAGCUCAGUUCAUGAAAAAUCCACCAACUUGCUUAGAUCUGCCUUUAAAUGCGGUUGUAAAAUCAAAAGGCUCUAGGUAAAGUUUGACUUGAGAUUUCCACUGUUUUCCAAAACUAGACAUUUGAACCUUUUGGCUCUCCAUUCUAAAGUAGGUCAGUUAUGUUCAGAAAGCAAGGUUGGAUUCUGCACAGUCUCCAUCAAUGGAAGGAAUUUCCAGAAGUGGAGUGGGAUUUCUGCACAUAAAUUUUUCUGCUGCAACCCAUAAUGCUCCUUGAAAUGCUGUUCCUGAGAGAGGGGACAUCAAGGAACAGUGGAAUCAUAUCUACUGCAACUGGUAAAAUUUGUUAUCAGCAAGAACAUUCUGUUAGAUCCAACCCGAAACUUUUGCUGUGACAAAGGUUAUUGGCCUUGUUUUCCAAAUGUUCCUUAAUUUGUAUGCUACAAGAAAAGUGUUUUUUUUUUUAAGGAAAAAGAGUUGCAGGCUAGCCGCAUAUGAGACCAUGACAUCUUCACUUGCUCCUGUGUGCCUCGGGUACAAAUACAAUUUAGAGGGGUGGGAAAUAUGCUUAGUUGCUGUUCUGAGCUAUGAUUGUCAACUGCUGUUGUACAUAUACUGUUAUGUGUAAGGGGGUAAAUAUAUUUAUUAUGUUUGUAAAAUUCAGUCUGUACAAUUGAAGAUCAAGGAUUCUUUUCCUGGGAUGUACAGGAUGUGUUUCAAAGGCCAUGCUUGGAAUACAAUUAGAAUACUUAGUAUUUUGAUGUACUAAGACCUAUUUUAAGUUUAAUAUUUUGCCUUUGCAAAAACUUUAAUUAAAGAUGUUAUUUAAAAUAAGCUUGCCACUUUUGUUUACUAUUUUAUGUAUUAAAAUACUUUUUAUGUGUA